Messenger RNA from Orussus abietinus, 1068 nucleotides. RefSeq lists its product as uncharacterized. The record is from RefSeq and is a predicted model, not a curated record. Bases 51 to 725 code for a protein of 224 amino acids. The transcript has 7 exons. NCBI's taxonomy places the organism in Eukaryota, Metazoa, Arthropoda, Insecta, Hymenoptera, Orussidae.
CGAUUAGAAAGCAGGUUAAAUGACGGUGCGGGGCUUCGACGCGACGGGUCAUGGGGGCCUGCCUCAGCCGCUGCUUCAACGUCGUCGACCCGUCGUCCUUCAGGUCCUACCACAGACAUUCCAGUAUGUUCUUCCAGGAAAGCGGUCGAGUGGAGUUCACGAACGAAGCAGAAACUGGAAACACGGAACAGGCUGGGAGAGCUAAAAGACUCUUAUCGUAUCUGUCCCUGAAACGACUAAAGAAAAAACAUGGAACUCCGGUGACCCUGGAAUUGGUGGAAGAAAGCGGCUGGCCAAGAGGUACAAGCAAAUAUGCCCGAUUAAGCUCCAGAAAUAAUGCAUCAACAAGUUCUAGUUUGGAUACGCCAUUUCAAACUCUCGAUGCCCGCUCACUGUUGAAACACCAAGGAUGCAUGUCUUCUACACCUGCGUCUUCCUUAGAUCUUGAGUGGGAACACGAAGGAAUGCCAUUACCUGCCAUAGAGAAUGAUAAGAUGGAGAGCAGCGAAGGUUCCUUGGCGCAGCUAUCGAACAAUAAUAGUCAGCCUUCUAGUCUGACAAAUUCACCCUGGUCCAGAGUGUCGACUCUCGACAGCUUGGAGUGGGACCCGGUUGAAGCUGACAUGGUGUGUGUCGACAUCGAGACUGAACAAUUGUUAACUGAAAUAGAAAGACUAACAGAUAGAGCUUUGAAAGAAACUGGAGAAUGGACAGGUACUAGCUGAUAAAUUAUGGAAUCGUUUCAAUUGUGGGCUGUUUAUAUUUUUGUAUUAGAGUAAGGAAUGGUUUUCAUCGGUUUUUGGUACAAAGGAUAUCUUCUAUUCUUCAAAAAUAUAAGACAGGCGGAAACUCGUUCGUAAUUGAUCUCAUCGACAGAAAAGUGAAAUUGCUUAGAGGUUGGAAAAAUCACAGAUUGUUAACUGCAUUACCUCAUCACUAUUUUAAUAAGUUGAGCAGGAUAUUUCGAUGACCUUAGAUAGUCUACAUGGGAUGUUAAAAGUUAUUUCAAUGGAAUUUAUAAAUUAGCGUCACGCUAAUAUACCAAAAUAAACUAGAAAGCUAAAGGUU